CUCCAUGAUGGUGCACACGAACGCCCUGGCUGAUGCUCUCAGGGGUAUCAACGAUGCCGAAAAGAGAGCCCAGGUUCUCAUCAGGCCGUGCUCCAAAGCCAUCGUCCAGUUUCUAACUGUGAUGAUGAAGCAUGGUUACAUCGGCGGAUUUGAAAUUACUGAUGACCGCAGAGCUGGGAAAAUUGUUGUGAACCUCAGGGGCAUGUUGAAGUGUGGAGUAAUCAGCCCAAGACUCGAUGUGCAACUCAGAGACCUAGGAAAAUGGCAGAACAACCUGCUUCCAUCCCGUCAGUUUAGUUUCAUUGUGCUGACCACCUCAGCGGGCAUCACGGACCAUGAAGAAGCAAGACAAAAACACGGGAAGUCCUUGGAUUCUUUUUCUAGUGGCUCCGCUGAGGACUGCAGGGCCUGGCUCUCUGUGAUCAUCCUGGGCUGGCGAUGGCUGGCAGCGGCCACCCCCAGGCAGCAGGCCAACAGCAUGGAGAUGCCAGCUGGCUCCCCUGUUUGUACCACCCCAUCUGCUAGAUGA
Messenger RNA from Phyllostomus discolor (pale spear-nosed bat), 529 nucleotides. Its product is annotated as 40S ribosomal protein S15a-like. The record is from RefSeq and is a predicted model, not a curated record. Gene Ontology annotation, cellular component: cytosolic small ribosomal subunit; ribosome. Lineage: Eukaryota; Metazoa; Chordata; Mammalia; Chiroptera; Phyllostomidae. Gene Ontology annotation, biological process: translation. Gene Ontology annotation, molecular function: structural constituent of ribosome.